AUGCAGAACCCUUCGAUAGUGCUCUACGGCCCGGGAAAGGCAAAGCUGGAAGAUAAGCCAGUACCGGAUAUUUUAGACGGACACGAUGUCAUAGUGCGAAUCGCAUUCGUCGGCGUCUGCGGGAGCGAUGUCCACUUCUGGAGACACGGCGGCAUCGGCGAGCAUCACGCCGACCCCGUAGCCGGCAUCGUAAUGGGCCACGAAGCCGCAGGCACCAUCUCGUCCAUCGGCCCGUCCGUAACCCGCGUCAAGCCCGGCGACCGGGUAGCCAUCGAGCCCGGAGUCCCCUGCCGCUACUGCCGCGCCUGCAAAUCCGGCUCCUACCACUUCUGCAAAGACAUGCGCUUCGCCGCUGCCCCCGGCCCGCCAGAUACCCAGGGCACGCUGUGCAAAUACUUCAAGGUUGCCGAGGACUUUGUGUACAAGAUUCCGCAGACGUUGAGUCUUGAAGAGGCGGUGCUUGUCGAGCCUACGAGUGUCGGGGUGCAUGCUGUGAAGCUUGGAGAUGUGAGGCCCGGGGAGACGGUGGUGGUGAUGGGGAGCGGGACGAUUGGGCUGCUGUGUGCGGCUGUGGCUAAGGUCUAUGGGGCACACCGCGUUAUCCUCGUCGAUAUUCUGGAUCGCAAGCUCGAAUUCGCCCGGGAAUUCCUGCACUGUGGGACUUUCAAGCCAGACACCAGCGCCAGCGCUGAGCAAAACGCCGCGGGUCUCCUCAAAGAUCUCGGGCUUGAUGAGGUAGAUACCGUGAUUGAAGCCUCGGGCGCAGCAUCUAGCACUGAGACCGGCAUCUACAUUCUUCGUCCCGGAGGCAAAUUUGUGCAGACAGGGAUGGGACGGCCGAAGAUCGAAUUUCCGAUCGGGGCUAUGAGUGAGAAGGAGUUGAUGGUUCGAGGAUGUUUUCGGUAUCGUUCGGGCGAUUACGAGUUGGCGGUGAGUCUGCUGUCGAAGGGGAUGAUCGAUGUAAAGCCUUUGAUGAGUUCGAUGACGCCGUUUGAAGACGCUACGGCGGCCUGGGAGAAGACGGCUAAAGGAGAGGGGAUUAAGAAUUUGAUUCGGGGCGCGCAGGACUAA
This is a messenger RNA of Trematosphaeria pertusa, 1071 nucleotides long. Its product is annotated as GroES-like protein. Gene Ontology annotation, molecular function: L-iditol 2-dehydrogenase (NAD+) activity; zinc ion binding. NCBI's taxonomy places the organism in Eukaryota, Fungi, Ascomycota, Dothideomycetes, Pleosporales, Trematosphaeriaceae. Gene Ontology annotation, biological process: D-sorbitol catabolic process. The transcript has 2 exons. The record is from RefSeq and is a predicted model, not a curated record. The coding region runs from base 1 to 1071 and encodes 356 amino acids.